Molecule: messenger RNA, 2244 nt
Organism: Saccharomycopsis crataegensis
Lineage: Eukaryota; Fungi; Ascomycota; Saccharomycetes; Ascoideales; Saccharomycopsidaceae
Gene: BUD6
Product: formin-mediated actin nucleation enhancer
Exons: 2
Coding region: 1-2244 (747 amino acids)
Biological process (GO): establishment of cell polarity
Cellular component (GO): cytoplasm; cell tip
Molecular function (GO): cytoskeletal regulatory protein binding
Source: RefSeq, a predicted model, not a curated record
AUGAAUCAGUCUGCUGCUCGUAAGGGCUCGAUGAACACCAUCGAGUCUAGUGUCACCAGACUCUUAGUGGCAACAAAACAUCUCUUAGAAAGUCUUACCCAAUGGGCUAAAGGAGCGGCCACGGAGUCUGAAGUGUCUGAUGCAUAUGUCCAACUAGGUGGAGACUUCAAAGUGGCAUGUCGUGCUUUUUCUAACACUGGUGUCGAUGUCGCUGAUCUAGGAGACGUGCCUCAUCUGCUUAGAGUGGUGCUUGAAGAAGCACUUUGUGAACCACCAUCCCAACAGAGCUUGGAUCGAUACUUACCAACAAUCCGACAGAUCAUUGUCAAUCUUCUUCGUAAUUUGAAAAAGAAACAGAAUGCUGUCCGGGAAAUGAACAGCCAGAUCAUCAAUCAUAAUACCCAAAGAGCCUCGUCUGCUCCGGUAAGAAAAAGUCUCAUGCAACAACAGCAACAAUCUAAACCUCUACCCCAAGUGGACCACCAUAACCACACUCAUCACCAAAGUGCAACUCCUGCGAGGGCCUCUACUUUGGGAAGCAACGCAUCAGCACAACUGAAGCAACGUCUUGAUCUGUACCGUGCCCUCCGAGAAGGAUCAGCAUCAGUCAAUGAAGAAUCUGAUCAACCAGCAGUGCUUCCUGCGGCCCUUCCUAGUAUCAAUGUCGAGGUAUCUGAUGGGUUCCAAAGUGGUGAAGAAUCUGAUGCGUUAAAGCAAUUGCAAAAUGGUGAUUCAUUGAAAAGAAGAGCAUCAAGAAGAUUCUCUGCUUACCAAUACGCCAAGCUUACGAAACAAACAGAAAUGCCCCUUCCAAAAGACUCAACCCAACCUCCACAGACCACCGCUCUUACUGUUGAGAAUAAUAAUAAUAAUGAAGAGGUAGAUGAUAAUCCGGAAAACCUCACCGCUCAGCAACCACAGCAAUCACAGCAACCAAGAAUGAGCGUCCAUGAAUCAUCAACAUCCAAUGGAACUACCGUAUACUUGAAGAUCAAUAAUCGCACCAAAAAAGUGGACGUGCAAUUGCCAGUUACGUUUAGCUCCCUUCGACUUUUAUUCAUUGAGAAAUUUGCGUAUUCUCCAGGUAGUGAUAGCUUCCCAGAAAUUUAUAUUCAAGAAUCAAUCACUGACGUACCCUACGAACUAGAAGAACAUUUAUUACCCGACGUCAAAGGAGGAUCGAUUUUAUCGUUGAAUGCCCAAGAACAUAGCAUUGAGAUCAUUAAGGAUUUAGAAACUAAAGUGUCAACCUUGCAAACCCAGCUUUCAAAAAUACAAGACAACAUCAAGGAAACCAUACGAGAAACCAUUCUUUCAAUUCCUCCACCAGCACCGGCACCAGCUCUAAUUGAUAACAAAACAAAAGGAAGAGGAUUCAGUAAAUCUCUCGACGAUUUGGAUAUUUCUGAUAUCAGAAGAGAAUUGAUGGUAAUCAAACAGAUCAGUUCUGGUAAUAAGCAAGAUUUUGCUUCGAGCAUCAAGUCUUUAUUAGAAAAAGUCCAAGAAUUUAAAAGUUCCGGGUUCGAGGCCCCAAGAUCGGCGAAUCGCAAUUAUAUGGAAAAAUGUCAUUCUAAACUUUCUGAGGAUUCUGAUGAAUUGUUGACAAAAGUCGAUGAUUUACAAGACGUUAUCGAGGCAUUACGGAAAGACGUUGCACAAAGGGGGGCCAAGCCAUCAGAAGAUCAAUUGGUUGGAGUCAAGAAAGAUAUUGAUUCCGCGCAGAAUUCCAUCGAUGUGAUGCACGAAUACAUUGUCAAGGAAAAACCUAAUUGGAAAGCAAUUUGGGAAAAAGAAUUGGAUGUGGUGUGUGAAGAACAACAAUUUUUCAAGUUGCAAGAAGAUUUGGUGGAUGAUUUACGUGAAGAUUUGGAAAAAGCGUUCGAGACAUUCACCCUUGUGGAGCAUGUUUCUAAAGAACAUCAAAAGAAUAAAGGUGGGAGGAUUCGCCAACCUAAUUUGCCAUUAGUCGAACCAGGUACUAGUCUUGUAACGGUGCGUGGGGCCAUGCUUUCUGAAGUUUCGGCGUUGAAACCAAAUCAUGAAAAAAGAGUGAACGCCAUUGAAAAAGCGGAGAAAGUCCGGGAAAAGGAGAAACAAACCAGGUUGAAAAACGAAUUUGAAGAAGAAUUGGGAGGAUUUGUGGAGGGGAAGAAGUUGAAGAAAUCAGGAGGAAUUGAAGAGACUGAAAGAUUGAGAAAAAAGAAGGAUGAGGAGAAUCUAAAAGCAUCGUUUGCAGUUUUUUAA